Penicillium cinerascens is the source of this 1146-nucleotide messenger RNA. Its product is annotated as S-methyl-5-thioribose-1-phosphate isomerase. The record is from RefSeq and is a predicted model, not a curated record. NCBI's taxonomy places the organism in Eukaryota, Fungi, Ascomycota, Eurotiomycetes, Eurotiales, Aspergillaceae. Gene Ontology annotation, molecular function: S-methyl-5-thioribose-1-phosphate isomerase activity. The coding region runs from base 1 to 1146 and encodes 381 amino acids. The transcript has 2 exons.
AUGCUGCAGGCAAUCAAGUACAGCCAGGGUCACCUGGAGAUCUUGGACCAGUUGCAACUACCUUUUGUUGAGAAUUAUGUUCCCAUUCAUUCUGCAGAGGAUGGCUGGCAUGCAAUCAAGGACAUGAAAGUUCGAGGCGCGCCGGCCAUUGCCAUCGUGGCAAUGCUUGCGCUUGCCUCGGAGCUGCAUUCUAUGGGAACCAAGGGCAAGGUCCCCAAGACAGCUGAAGAGACGCGAACCUAUAUCGCGAAACAAUUGGAGUAUCUAGUAACAAGCAGACCCACCGCAGUGAACCUAAGUGAUGCCGCUCGCAAGCUGGGAUCCGUCGUGGAGGCUCGGGCGAACCAACCUGGCGCUGAUGGGCAUGAUGUUGUUGCGGCUUUUAUCCAGGCCGCGGAGGCGAUGAUGGUGAAGGAUUUGGAUGAUAACCAGAGGAUUGGGCGCAAUGGUGCGGAGUGGAUCAUGGACAACGCAACAAGGCCCGGGGCAUCAAACGUCGCCGUCCUGACGCACUGCAACACCGGAUCUCUUGCCACUUCCGGCUACGGUACAGCCUUAGGAGUGAUCCGAUCACUGGCGUCAAAGAAUUCUCUACGACAUGCCUAUUGCACCGAAACGAGACCAUACAACCAAGGCUCUCGCCUGACUGCCUUUGAAUUGGUUCAUGAUAACAUUCCCGCUACGCUGAUCACGGAUUCAAUGGCAGCAGCAUUGCUUGCAGACCCCAGUGUGGGGGUGAAUGCUAUCGUGGUGGGAGCAGACAGGGUGGCAGCCAACGGAGACACUGCCAAUAAGAUCGGCACAUAUGCACUGGCGGUCCUAGCAAAGCACCACAGUGUCAAAUUCCUUGUCGCAGCCCCUCUCACAACUAUCGACUUGGCGACAAAGUCAGGAAAGGACAUCGUCAUUGAGCAACGCGCAGCAUCCGAGGUAACCAGCAUCAAGGGCCCUCGAGAAGGAGAUGAGAGGGUGGUCUUGGAUACUGUUCGCAUCGCUGCACCGGGUAUCAGUGUCUGGAACCCUGCAUUCGAUAUCACUCCGUCGGCUCUAAUUGAUGGAGUCAUUACGGAGGUCGGCGUGAUUGAGAAGGGCGCCGACGGCCAGUUUGACAUGGACAGGCUAUUCAAGGUCUCCGCUCCGGCUUGA